CAAAAUUUAGUUCGAGACCGAAUUCCCUGACGAGCGUACUGAAUAUCGCGGCGAAUACAUAGCGUGGCAAAAGACGUUUGGCUAAUUAAAAAAAAAACAAAUUAAGUACAUACACACAUAUGUAUGUAUAUAAAAUUGUGUUGCCUUUUCCACAUGUCACUGUGUGUAUGUGUGUGUGUAGAGAGUGUGCGAAAUUGCUGCAGAAAAUAAAUAUUUGAGAAAAAAUUAACUACCAGCUAAUUAAAAAGGUGAAAUGAUUUCAUUUUUUCAAUUUCUUAUAUGUUAGGGUGGCUGAAAAUGCAGCGAUUCUCAACAAAAAGGAUAAACUGAAAAAAUAAACUUCCAAGCCGCCGAGCGAGUUGUUGAAAAUAUUUUGUGAAAAAAUCAAUUGCAAGCAUCAAAAUGGAGUGAAUAUCUACGCUUGGCCAACAAAUUUUUUUAUGUUUUAGUUGCAAAUUUUUCGUUUACGAAGCGGCGAGCAGCAAAAUCCUUCAAAUCCUUGAAGCUAGAAGUGCGAAACUGUAUUCGAAAGAAAGUGGAAUUGAAGAAUAAAAAUUAGAUUUAAAAAGUAAAAAGUGGCACCUAAAAAGUCUAAAAAAAAGUAGAUACAUACAUACAUAAAAAAAAAAAUGGAAAAUUAAAAAACUUAAAUUAAGUGGAACUCGACGACAAUAAAUACAUCCAUAAAUGCCCACUUAUAUACAUAUGUACAUACAUACACAUGUUUGUGUAAGACCUUAAUUUUAAGAAAAAAUAAAUAAAUCAAUUACCUAUAAACUUUACAAGCAACGGCGACAAUAAUUUUGCAAUUGCGAAGAAGAAGAAGAUUUAAAAAAAAACAAAAUCAUUAAAUUAUAUAUGUAAAUACAUAACUUUAAAAAUUACAAAGUUAUUAAAAGCAGCAUACCAACAACUGAAGCACCAGAUUUCGUUCAAGGAUUAUACAAUUUCUGCAUACACGCCAUUUUGAAAAGUUCUACGGCCCGAGUAGUGCUGCAAGAGCUCCAGCUGCAGUGGUGGCAAACACAGCCACAGCAACAGCAACAACAACAACUACAACUACAAAACGCAGAGUGGGUGGAAAAUAUGAAAUUUGAAAGGCUGCCGCUUCAAGUGAAACUCAACAGUGGCGACUAAAAAAUUGUACCGACUAUUAACUAUGCAUAUAUAAAUAUAUAUUCACCGUAACAGCAACAAAAAUACACACAUACAUCCCUAAACGUAUUGCUGUAUACACACACGCUCGAAAAACGAAGCAUAGUUGGGGGCGCUUUUAAGAAAAAGGACGCUGGCCGCACACACCAAUACGGUCGCAACAGAAAGACCAUCAAAAUAAACGAUUUCUCGCCUAUUUCCGUUUGUUCGUGUUGGUGAGCUUCGUAGGUACAUAAAUAUAUUGGCGUUUGUAGGCGCGAGCGUGCGCGCGCGUGUAUAUACCUGUAGGUUUCUGUGUGUGCGUGUGUAAGUUUUCCCAGUACGUUCAUGUGUGCGUUGCAAGGCAAACAAACGUUUACUAUUACUACAAUACAACAACAACAACAACGAAAGCAAUAAUAACGACUAGUGGCAACAAAUCAAUGAAUACAAAAUUGCCCCAUCAGCGCCAUUGCUAGUAGACGGCAAUCGGUAGAAGAAGAGUAAAACGCAGCAGCAGCAGCAUAAAAUAUUGAAAAUCAAUUCGCAGCAGUCACAGUUAUAAAUCACAGUUAUAAAAUUUAAUAAUAAACUUUUUUUUAUCUACCAAAAUCGCUACAUCCAGAACUGCGCCACCCCCUCCCUACAACUCCUCCGCUCACACCAAGCACCUUCAAGCGUGCAGUUGCUCCGCGUUACCAAUUGCGGUAAUUACUUUCGGUUUACGACGCGUUUCGCUUGCUUAUCGCGUAUAUAUACACAUAACGCGAUUCGUCACGCCCACUAAAACAAAAUGUCGGGCGCGUAUUUAACGAACGUUGGCGCGUUGAAAUCGCUCCGUCAGGGAAUGGAUAAAGCAGCAGCAACAGCAACAGCAACGAGAACGAUGUCUGCGCUGGGUAAAGAUCGUAGUCGCCGCCGCUCUGCAGAAUGCACAAUCGCCGCGUAUAGAGUGCUGCACAGGUCAACCGUUUGCACUCUCAUCGGCCUCGUCGUUCUACUUAGCUGCCUCGUACAAAAUGCUUCAGGGCGCGCACCACCAGAGCCCUACUACGGUCGCUAUAUCGGACAAUUUACCAAUUUUGCACACGGGAUAAGGGGUACCAUUUAUGCAGUCGACGAAUCGACGCUCUUCAUCAAAUCCUUUGCAUACGACGGCACGGGACCGGAUGCAUUCUUCUGGGUUGGUAAAACUCCACGUCCCAGUCCCGAAGGAUACAUCAUACCAUACCCAGAAGAGUAUGCUGGCAUCGAUCCACCAAUUUUGCAAGCCCACAACAAUACCGACAUCAUACUGCGUCUGCCCAUGGGCAAGAGGAUUAAGGAUAUACGGUGGCUGUCCGUGUGGUGUAGACGUUUUACGGUUGAUUUCGGUGAAGUUUUCAUCCCACCUAAUCUCGAUGUUCCAAAGCCACGCGUCCUACCGGAGUUCAAGCGUCUGGCGCAUGGACUACGUUCAAGCAACAUAAGUGUCUUGGAUGCCAAAACUUUCUACAUACCAAAUUUGCACUACGAUGGCGCUGGUCCAGAUGCCUACUUCUGGGUUGGCAACGGUAGCGAGCCCAACAUAAUGGGCGUGAAGGUGCCCAAUGAAGUGGGCUCACUCGAGCCUUUGCGUGGCUAUCAGGGCGAAGAUAUUGAAAUCCAGCUGCCCGGUUCGUUAACCGUUUACGAUAUCGAUUGGCUGUCGGUUUGGUGUGUGGAGUAUAGACAUAACUUUGGACAUGUUUUUAUACCCAAAGAUUUGGAUGUGCCGCCAGCGUUGGGACAAACUAAGAUAACGACCACCACAACGCCCCGCCCUGUCUACGCCAACUGUCGUGAAAUCAUAGCCAACAAGUUGCAAGUCAAAUGGGAGAUACAAGGUGAAUACAUACAAAUUGAGCUGUUCGGUCGCAUCGGCGAGGAUCAGUAUAUGGCCUUUGGUCUGUCGGGCGCUAAUGGGCGCGCUCAGAUGUCGCAAUCCGAUGUGGUUGUGGCCUUCUACGAUACCACCGCACGCGUCUUCCGUGCCGAAGACUACUUCAUCUCCGACCUAUCGCAAUGCGAUGGCCAACAUGGCGCCUGUCCAGACGAACGCAUCGGUGGACGCAAUGACGUUGUUGUUCUGAGCGGCGAUCGAAAGAAUGGUGUGACGAGCAUACGGUAUAAACGUCUCAUACAAACCAAUGAACCAAUUUAUGAUUUCGCUAUACCAAUCGAUCGCGAAGUAUCUGUAAUUGCUGCGAUCGGGCCGCUGAACAGUCGCAAGGAGGCGAAUGCACAUUCGCACACCGGCACCGAUCACACAGUCGAAGAUGUGCGCAUUAACUUCUCAUCGCGGAAUGACCAUUCCUGCAAGAAUUCACUGUACGGCCUCAAAGAUGAGAGUGGUCCCACGCCAUGGCCUACUCGCAAAAUUGAUAAUGCGACUGUGUUCACAGCACGUAUUGGCCCUACAGGUGGCAAGCGUGGCUAUACACCAAUCACCGGCAUUCCGUCGUGGGGUAUUUCUUGGUACUUGAACGACCAGCUGAUACCAGAGAUAACGGUGCAGCGUGGCAAAACUUAUGAGUUCCAUGUCGAAGGCGGUAAUAAUCCCGCGCAACCAGCUAGAUACCAUCCAUUCUAUAUUACGGACUCACCAGAAGGUGGUCUAGGACAAAAGAUUGGCCUUGAAUUAAGCAAACAAAAGACUUAUGCCGGCGUGGAAUUCGAUGAGGAUGGUAAUCCAAUACCAACUGCAGUUGGCCGAUAUUGUGAAUGGGUGCAUCGCACUGUUGAUCGCUCAGCCGAGAUCGAAACCUUUGAGGAAUAUAUGAAGACGGUGAUGUUGGAUUGUGAUGAGGGCGAGCCGGGUUAUUUGAAUUGGACAGUACCAUUGGAUGCACCGGAUCUGCUCUAUUAUCAGUGCUUCACUCAUCAAAAUCUUGGCUGGAAGAUACACGUCAUCGAUGCCAAGGACUCGUCCGCUGCGCUACUACAGCUGACCAUCACAAAUGCGAUUGUGUGCACAGUUUCAGCACUUGUUAGCCUGUUUGUGACGCAAAAUGUUUUCAGUUUGUCGAUAAUUGCCUGAUAGUCGGCAAUAUCGCGAAGCAGUUAGUAAAUUUUUUUAAAUGCGAAGUGAAAAAUGUUCAAGAGACCAAUCAAAGUGUGCCAUAUAUGGAUUGUAAAUUAAGCAUUCCAAUUUACGUUUUAUCGUACGAGAACAUAUCCUCUUAAUGAAGUAGAGCAUAUCCUGAAUGAGCGCAUAUCAAGGCUAUUAAAAGUAUUUAAAUAUAGUUACAAUGAACAUAUCCUUUUCAAACUAUCGAAAAUGUGAAAAAGAAAUUCAAAUUUAAAGAGCUAUUAUUAUGAUUAUUGAUUUUCGAUCUCACCUAUAGGUUCAAAAACGUGCGAGUAGCCACGCCACUUACAACAUUUCAAAGCGUCUCACUCAAUCUACAUACAUAUUUUGCGCGCAUUUUGAUAGGCCCAAAAACGUUUUCGCUUCGAAAGUUUCAACAAACUGAAAGUUUUGCAAACCAAACAACCAGGCUAAUAUCAUCUAAAAACAUAUCUUGACAAUAAUUUUAAAGAGAAAUGUAGUAAAACAAAACUACGAGUAAUAA
Messenger RNA from Rhagoletis zephyria (snowberry fruit fly), 4727 nucleotides. Its product is annotated as protein Skeletor, isoforms B/C. The record is from RefSeq and is a predicted model, not a curated record. NCBI's taxonomy places the organism in Eukaryota, Metazoa, Arthropoda, Insecta, Diptera, Tephritidae.